Messenger RNA from Leptonychotes weddellii (Weddell seal), 2979 nucleotides. The record is from RefSeq and is a predicted model, not a curated record. NCBI's taxonomy places the organism in Eukaryota, Metazoa, Chordata, Mammalia, Carnivora, Phocidae.
CCCUAUCAUGGCCAAAUCUUUAGACAUCCGAUGGACAUCCAAAAUGUCAGCCUGCAGCUGCCAAAUUCCCCUUCCUCACUCUUUAGUAAGUUCUGGAUCCUGCUCUGUGAUGGCCAUCUCAUCCUCCUGGCUCUGCAUCUGGUUCCACUCCUCAUGGCUGUCAAAUGAGGGGAGCUGCUCUCUCUUUGCCUCUCCUCCACAGAGAGAGGAGAUCCAUCUCUCGCUCUGGCAAUAAGCUCCUUUUCCUUUUCAGACACUCUUCCCUGCACAGCCUGGAAAUCCUUUACAGCCCAGAGAGGUCAUUCAGGAGGCCAUCUUUCUGAAGUUCCAGUUUAGUGAUUCAUUUGUUUCCUUGGCAUUUGUGGAAUAUUGCAACUGUUGCAGAUUUUCCUCUGGUUGCUUGAGUCCUGCUUGCUUCCUAGUUGGCUCAUCAGAUUCUUUAUCUGAGCAGCGGCUCCGCAGAUUGGCUGGAUGUAGCUGCCGUGCGUCUGGAUGACUGUUGAAAUCCUGGAGCCUGAGGCUCAGAGGGCUCCAGGUUUGGUACAUGUCUAAGGGACUGUAGGACAUGGUGAGGAGCUAAGACCCACUGGCCCUGCACAGCAUUCCCUGAAGCAGCCCCGGGACUGGAUGCACAGGCUGAUGGGGAACUGGGAAGAGAAAGGGCUGCGGGAAGGGGCUAAGGCUGCCUGCACACUCCAUUUCUCUUUUCCAGCUGCUCUGGCCCUCCGCUGACCUCACUCUUGAUAUAAACAUCAUUUGGAAGGCGAUCACGUCCAGAUUCACAUCUGGACAAGCAUCCCAGCCUCCAGGGGGCCUCGGUAUUCUCACCUGCUGUGUCAGAUACAGAGGCGAGCCAGGAUGAUUUCUCAGCCCCCACUUCACCUCCCAUGGCCCGUGCUGACUAAGUUCCCCUUCUGUGGUGACCACAGCUCUGUCACACACGGCUUCCUGUUGGGGCUUCCUUGCCUCACCCUCCAUUCGGGCCAUUUCCUUCCCUGACAGAGGGACCCGAACCCGGGCUCCUGCCCUGGCUGGUGCAGACAUGGUGCCCCUGCUCCUGCUGCUGCUGCCCCUGCUGUGGGGGGGGUCCCUGCAGGAGGAUCCAGGGUUCGAGCUCCGAGUGCAGGACUCAGUGACGGUGCAGGAGGGUCUGUGUGUCCACGUGCCCUGCUCCUUCUCCUACCCCUGGAGACCGUGGUAUGCCAGUGAGAAGCCCUACAUGUACUGGUUCCGGAAUGGGGACAGCCGUUAUCCUGUGGCUACAAAUGACCGAACGAAAAUGGUGAAGAUAGAGACCCAGGACCGAUUCCACCUCAUCGGGAGCCCCUGGGACAACAACUGCUCCCUGAGAAUCAGAGAGGCCAGGAAGAGUGACCAGGGAGUCUACAAGUUCCGAAUGGGGGGAGACAACGCGAAAUAUAGUUACAGAGAUAAGAAGCUGAUGGUGCAGGUGGCAGCCCUGACACAGAAACCCGACAUCCACUUUCCGGAGCCCCUGAAGUCUGGCUAUCCCACAAACCUGACCUGCAGUAUGCUGGGAUCCUGCGAAGGGGGAAGACCUCUCACCUUCUCCUGGGUGGGGGAUGCUCUUGACUCGCUGGACCCCCAGACCCUCCACUCCUCAGUGCUGACCCUCACCCCGAGGCUGCAGGACCAUGGCAGCAACCUCACCUGUCAGGUGCACCUGCCAGGAGGUCAGGACACCGUGGAAAGAACCAUCAGGCUCAAUGUCUCCUAUGCUCCCCAGAAACUCAACAUCAGCAUCUUCUUCAGCGACGUUGCAGUCCCGAAGAUUCUGCAAAACACCUCAUUGGUUCUCAUCCUGGAGGGCCAGGCUCUCAGUCUGCUCUGUGCUGCUGACAGCAGCCCCCCUGCCGAGCUGAGCUGGUUCCGGGGGUCCCCCCUCUGGAAUGCCACCCCCAUCUACAGGAGUGCAAACCUGGACCUGCCUCAAGUAGGGGCUGCAGAGGAAGGAGACCUCACCUGCCAAGCUCAGAACCCGCUGGGCUCCCAGCACGUCUCCCUGCAUCUCUCUGUGGUCUACCCCCCGCGGCCGCUCAGCCCCUCCUGCUCCUGGGAGGGCGAGGGGCUGCACUGCAGCUGUUCCUCCCGGGCCCACCCGGCCCCCACCCUGCGCUGGCGGCUGGGGGAGGGGCUGCUGGAGGGGAACCACAGCAACGCCUCCUGGACCAUCACCUCCAGCUCUGCGGGGCCCUGGGCCAACAGCUCCCUGAGCCUCAGCGGGCCGCUGGGCUCCGGCCUCAGACUCAGCUGCGAGGCCCGGAACGCCCACGGGUCCCAGAGCGCCGCCUUCCUGCUGCUGCCAGGGAAAUCGGUGUUCCUGGCAGGAGCCUUGCCUGCCGCUCUUGGAGGUGCUGGUGCUGGGGCCCUGCUGUCCCUAAGUCUGUGCCUCAUCUUCUUUUGCAUAGUGAAAGCCUGCAGGAAGCAAGCAUCCGGGAGUCAAGAGGGCCUGGGUAAUGAAGAUCCUGUCAUGGGUACAGUUGCCUGGGAUUCCAGGCGAAAGCCCUGGCCAGACAGCCCCCCAGCCCAAGCGACCCCUGUCAGGAAUGCCCCUCCCUCGGGGGACGAACAGGAGCUCCAUUAUGCCUCCUUCAGCUUUCAUGAGAUGAAGUCGAGGGAACCUGAGGAUAAGGAGGCCACCAGCACCAGCGAGUACUCAGACAUCAAGACAAGCGAAUGAGGAUGGCUUAGAGCCCAGUGCUGGCCUGAGGAGUCGUGGCCCCUGGGGGAGAGGAGAAGUCCGGCACUAAUUGGUGAAGCAUGUGGAGCCCUGUGGCAAUACAAACAGGAAGGACUUGCCGAGUGUCCCCAGGUAGAGCUGACUUGGGCUCCAACGUAGGCUGUCAAGCAAGUCACUUCAUCGCUCUGUGCCUCAGUUUCCCGUUCUGUAAUCAGAGAUCAUGCACCCUGCCUCAGAGGUGGCUGUGGCCAUUAAAGAAAUUAACAUUCAGAAAUCAA